AUGCGCCGCUUUGCAGACACCGCAUUUCUCUCCGCCGCCGUCGCAACCCGGGCGGUGACGACCACGUUAACGAUCCGUGAUGCACUCAACAAGGCCCUCGACGAAGAGAUGGAGCGCAACGAGAAGGUGUUCAUCCUUGGUGAGGAGGUAGGUCAGUACCUCGGCGCCUACAAGGUGACCAAGGGCCUCCUGGACAAGUACGGCACCUCGCGCGUGAUUGACACGCCUAUCACGGAGCACGGCUUCGCUGGCAUGGCCGUCGGUGCUGCACUGAGUGGCUUGCGCCCUGUGUGCGAGUUCAUGACAAUGAACUUUGCGAUGCAGGCGAUUGAUCAGAUUGUCAACUCUGCGGGGAAGGGGCAUUACAUGUCCGGUGGUCAGUUGAUGUGUCCGGUGGUGUUCCGUGGUCCCAACGGCGCUUCUGCGGGCGUUGGGGCGCAGCACAGUCAGUGCUUUGCGCCGUGGUAUGCCUCAGUGCCGGGGCUGAAGGUGUUCUCGCCGUACAGCGCGGAGGAUGCGCGUGGGAUGAUAAAGACGGCCAUUCGUGACGACAACCCGGUUGUGAUGCUUGAGCACGAGCUCAUGUACGGCGAGUCCUUUGAGGUGUCGGAGGAGGCCAUGGGGAAAGACUUCCUCAUUCCGUGGGGCAAGGCAAAGAUUGAGCGGGUCGGCAAGGACAUCACGAUGAUUGGCUUCUCGCGCGGCGUGGAACUUUGCCUAAAGGCGGCGGACCAGCUCGCCAAGGAGGGUGUCGAGGCGGAGGUGGUCAACCUGCGCUCCCUCCGCCCCCUCGACCGGGCGACGAUCAUUCAGUCUAUCAAGAAGACGGGCCGCGCCAUGACGGUGGACGAGUCCUUCCCGGUUUGCAAUAUCGGCGCGGAGAUCUGCGCCAUCGUCAUGGAGAGCGAGGCCUUCGACUACCUCGACGCCCCCAUGGAACGCGUGUCGUGCGCCGACUGCCCUACGCCGUACGCGAAGGAGCUGGAGGCGGCGUCGCAGCCGCAGGUGUCAGACGUUCUUGCCGUAGCCCACCGCAUUCUCAGCUAG
Molecule: messenger RNA, 1047 nt
Organism: Trypanosoma rangeli
Lineage: Eukaryota; Euglenozoa; Kinetoplastea; Trypanosomatida; Trypanosomatidae
Product: putative 2-oxoisovalerate dehydrogenase beta subunit, mitochondrial precursor
Exons: 1
Coding region: 1-1047 (348 amino acids)
Biological process (GO): pyruvate decarboxylation to acetyl-CoA
Molecular function (GO): pyruvate dehydrogenase (acetyl-transferring) activity
Source: RefSeq, a predicted model, not a curated record